AUGGACAUGUCUUCUCAAAUACCCAUGGUCGGCUACUUCAUCUACCGCUCGAGUGAGCAAGCCGAUCCUACCGCUCUCGAGUUCUGCCCUCCCAAGGGUUCCGAUGAACUCUUCUUCGCUCUGAAAACCGCCUUCCCUCACGUCAAGACUCAUUCGGACCGCAUGAGAAACGCAGUCAUUGAAUUUCUCAAGCAGGAGCUCAACGAGGAACAAGCUCAACUGACAACUCCCAUCAUUCCUCUGGAUACCGACCUGUCCUGCGAUAUCCCCACCGAAUCUCCUUGGUGGCCCUCCAUGGAUUCUACUGCCUCUACUCUCAGCAGCCCUGAUCUCUUCAACCUGGCUACUCCUGCAUCAAUGUCAUCCUCCCACGCUCCCCCAAUGAGCCGUCAAAACUCGUCUUCUCAAUCCAGCGCCACCCAGAAGGCUAAGCCUGGACUUGAAGAGAUGACCGGUGUCUUCAGCUUGUCAUCGACCUCUCAACCCAAGACUCGCGUACGCAGGAAAAUGACCGAGGCCGAAAAGCUCGAGUACCGCAAGCGUCGUAUAGUCAAAGCUUGCGAAUCGUGCAGCAAGCGUAAGCGAAAGUGCUCUCAUAACCAACCUGAGAUGGAGAAGCUUCGCUCAUCCAAGGUCACCAAGCCUAGAGCAACGGCAUCGAACAUCAACUUGGCAUGUGUUGAGCAGAUUGAGAAGGCCAUCUUCCAGCCCACAGAACCUUCUAUCGUCGACGAAGACCCCUUCAUGUUCUUGAAUCAGAACAUGUUCAGCGAGCUUCCUGUCGCUGACGACUUCAUCUUCGACACUGCUACAAUUGCUCAAGCUCCUCAACAAACUACCUGGCCUUGGAGCGACACUGCUGACUGGACUCUCAUUGACACUCCUCUACUCGGCCAAGCAUCACCAUCCUCCUCGUCCUACCAACAAGCACUAUUCCCUGCUUCGACUGGCCUCCUUUCACCGCAACCGACACCACAAUUGGAACUCAUACACGAGCCAACCCAUCAAGUAAGGGCCUCAGAAGUACCAACUGCGACACAAACACCUACCCGAACGUGGCGUACGUUCUCGGACUUCUCUCGCACAGCCUUCUCCACCGCAGACGGCCUCGACGGCAAGGAGCAAACUGCCUUUAUGGGUCUGUCGUCUCCAGGCGACAAUAUGUCGCCAACUCAAUCGCGUACUCUGCACUCACCACUGGCAACUCUUACCGGAACUCAGUCCUCGCUCUCUCUUAGCGACUCGGCAACUCAAGAAUCGACCAUGUUUGCUGACAGCAACGAUAUGCCACAGCAAUUCGUUCCACAGGCUUAUGCACUAACCGAGAAUGCCUGUCGCGCUGGAGCAUCACAACAUCAAGGCAUUAGCGGCGACAUUGCUGCUAGCAGGUCAAUUAGCGGAAUCAGUCAAGUGAUUUCACAACAAACAAGCAACUCUCGGGCUGCCGCAGGACGCGGCCUCGUACUGACCGAAAACAAUGCAAUGUCUCCCACAACAACAUCGGGAGACCGAUAUAUCGGGAACCCAAGCGGCACUCGCAGCACAGGUAAACACAACUUUAAACACAACUUUUUCUUGAGGAUUCUGCUAACAUUCAAGCAGNUUGCACCUGCCGAAGACGGACUACAGAGGAUGUCUAGGACACUCGUUCCUGCUAGAUUACCCGCAGGACUUGCAUCAAGCUCGCCCAAUGCAUCUGACCAGCUACCUUCCGCGUUUGCUAAGACAAGCAGUCACGAGCUCAAUAGUGCAAUGAACAAACAGCCCGCCGCUGCUGCUAGCGUACACCAAGAGGGUGUUGCUGCUACUGAAGAAACACCAUCAGCGGCCCGACCAUCUAGCUUGUCAGCCGACUCGACAAGUGCAUCAUCAUCCACGAGUGUACUUCGCGGUGCACCUGCUAGUCCACGACCACGACCUCAGGCUGCCAGGCCAGACCUAUAUGACGGACUCUCUGCCGCAGCCAGAACGCCAUGGGCACCCAUCCACACGACCGCACACGACGAGAACACCGAGAAGGUGACCUCGGCUGCUCAGACCGAGGUCCGACUCGAGGGAGUUGAAGACAACUCGCGCACUCAGCGCGAGCACACUCGACGACUACCCCUCAAGUCUGGCGCAAGAAUGACACAUAACCAACUGAGUGCUGUUGCUAGCAGCGCCAGCGGUGCAGACGUUCUCGCCAACAGUCAAACUGCAGCACUUCAAGCAGCAGCCAUGACUGAACAGCCUCUUCGUCACCGUCGCAAGCGAUCGCCUGGACAAUUCCUCGCUCCUGCAACCUCUGCAAGUCUUGGCCUUGAGGGUACAAGAGUUGCGGCUGCCAUCUUGGUGGCCCAGGUUUGCGCAGCAUGGAAGGCUAUGGCUGGCACAUUCGUGCAACCUAUGUCGACACGCACGUCUUGUGGAAGCAACGAUAGAGAUUGUACUUCUCUGUCUGUUUCUAGAACUGUGUUGUUGGCUGCUUAG
Messenger RNA from Aureobasidium musti, 2469 nucleotides. Lineage: Eukaryota; Fungi; Ascomycota; Dothideomycetes; Dothideales; Saccotheciaceae. The record is from the annotation of a GenBank genome assembly.